This is a messenger RNA of Diorhabda sublineata, 2819 nucleotides long. RefSeq lists its product as uncharacterized. The coding region runs from base 159 to 1748 and encodes 529 amino acids. The transcript has 5 exons. NCBI's taxonomy places the organism in Eukaryota, Metazoa, Arthropoda, Insecta, Coleoptera, Chrysomelidae. Gene Ontology annotation, biological process: long-chain fatty acid metabolic process; fatty-acyl-CoA biosynthetic process. The record is from RefSeq and is a predicted model, not a curated record. Gene Ontology annotation, molecular function: long-chain fatty acid-CoA ligase activity.
GUUGAUGAAAAUAAAUAUAACUAUAACUUUAUUAAUGCAAAGUGAAAUCAUUGGAAGCAUACACGGCACGAGAUAAUCGAAGUCAUUCGUGACUUACAUAUCAGGCAGGUCGUCCUUGUUCAUUCUUUGACGAUUUUAUCUACAGUGUGCUUCGCAAUAUGGACGUGAACAAAGACACUUCUUUCAAAACUUUGGGGGAUAUGUUUUACCAUUGCCUCCACAGAGAUAAAAUUUUCCAGUAUUUGGAUGAUAUAAAUGAAACGACAACCUAUUCAGAUGUGUUACAAUGGAGUAUUAGGACGGCCAUCAAACUAAAAAAAAUGGGAAUUUCACGAAAAGAUAUAGUUAGUUCGUGUACGCACAAUCAAAAAUACACUCCAGUACCUUUCAUCGCCACUCAAUUUCUAGGAGCAAUAUGCAACAGCUUUGAUCCAAACUUAUCCCACUUAGAUACCAUUCAUCUACUCAAACUCAUUGAACCAAAAAUCCUGUUUGUCGCUGAAGAAUCUUUAGCUUUUAUGGAAAGUUGUUUGGAAAAAGCUGGUGUGAAGACAGAAAUUGUUGUUUUUGGACCAAGCAAAAAAUAUAGACAAUUUUCGGAGUUUAUUGAACCUAGCGAAGAAGAAAGCUCCUUCCAAAUCGAAAAGGUACAAAAUGAUUCUGAUACGGCAGUAAUAUUUUUCAGUAGUGGAACUACUGGUCUACCCAAAGGAAUAUGCUUAAAUCACAAAACUCUGAUCAAAGCAUCCGGAACAGUUGGAGUAUUAGGUAACGCUGAAGAUAAGAAUACUGUGAUUAUGACGUAUACCACUCUGUAUUGGAUCAGUGCAGUAUUUUCUUUACUCAGAUCUGUAAGGUUUGGCUAUUCUUGUGUUAUAAGAGUCAAAUUUGAUCCGGAAUAUACAUGGAGAUUAAUUGACAAAUACAAGAUAUCUACAAUGUUUUUAGCGCCAUAUCAUGCUAUAGAUUUUGUCAAACAUAAGCCUGCCGAUGUUGAUGCAAGUAGUCUAGAUAGUUUUCUAGUGGGAAGUUGUGCUGUCCCUUUGAAAUUAAUGACAUCACUUUUCGAAAUAUUACCCCACGCGAAAAUUGUCCAGGGUUAUGGUCAAACUGAAGCUGGAUCUUUGAUUACCAUGUUCAAUGUUACUUCACCUGAAGAAUAUGCUUUGCAGCUCAAGAAGCCCCUAUCCUGUGGGAAAAUGUUAAAAGGUUUUCAGUGGAAAAUUGUUGAUACCGAAACGGAGAAAGUUCUUGGACCAAAUCAAAGAGGAGAGUUGAGAGUUAAAUUUGAUGGUUAUCUGAUGAACGGCUACUACAAAAUGGACUCUUCUUCAGCUUUCGAUUCAGAAGGAUACUUAAAGACCGGCGAUAUAAUGUACUAUGAUGAUGACGAAUGCUUUUACGUUGUUGGUAGAAUCAAAGAAAUAUUUAAAUACAGAGGAUGGCAUAUUCUACCUAAUCUCAUAGAAGAUAUAAUACUAUCUCAUCCUGCUGUUAAAGAAGCAGCUGUAAUUGGAGUACCCCAUGAAAUUGAUGGAGAGCAUGCUAUGGCGGUGGUUGUACUAUUUGAUGAAUACGAUAAGAAAUGUAAGAAGGAAAUCGAAGACUUUGUAAAUGAAAAAGUUGCUGAUAGCCAAAAGUUGCGAGCGGGCGUUAAAAUAGUAGAUUAUAUUCCAAAAACCACGACUAAUAAAAUUAGACGUAAUGAUCUGCGGAAGAUGAUAGGAGCAAUCAAAAAUAGCAUGUGAGGAAAUAUGUGCUAUUAAAAAUUUUGGAACCGAAAAUAAUUAAUUUUGGCUCCUAUCUGAGACAUUUAGAAAAUGAAGUAUACAUAUACAUUGCUAAAUAUGACAUGAGUACAUUCCACUUAAUGCCUUCAAUGGAUGAAACUGACUUUUUAUCUUUUCACCUAAGAACCAGGAUUGCUUUUAGUCAUUAAUGACAUAACUGCUCUCGAAGCACCAAGUUCGCCGUUAAAAUAUUAGUGUUUAAAGCAAGCAUGCUGAAUUUACUGUCAACCCAGCCCAUUCGAAGUAUUCUUCUCAAGCUACACGUUACCAUCAAGCCGCCAACAUGGCAUGAAAGCUCGGCUAUAUUGUGGUGGUGCACCCUAAGUUUCUAUUUCAUUUAUGUAUAGAAAAUAAAUUUAUUCGAAAACUUGUUUGUUAUUCAAAUAAUUAUCUUAUUUUGAAAAUAAUACUCUAAAAAUAUGAAACCUUUUAAUUUAAUGUUUGUCUCUCAAGCCAAUAUGGCGACCGGGUGUAAUGUCAUUCCGAAUUGAUAAAUAAUUUCUGUCUACAACACUUAUAGAGGGAGAAAGAUGAAGAUAUGUAUAUCAAAAGUGUAUCGCCACAUCAGCAUCAUGGUAAAUUUUAAAAGAAACUCCGUCUACAACUUUUUCCACUUUUCUACAACGGAAGUUGUUGAAAUUCUCAAUAAUGAACUAUAAUAUCACAUUUUCUAGCUCUACAUACUUCAAUUUUCAUCUACAAUUACUACAUUUAUACAAUACCCUUUGUCUACACCAGAGAUAUUCUUCCUUUUCUCUACCCUCCAUAACUACGGCCUUUUUUGGUCGCAGACAUGAGCAUUGCAGGCUUUAAGUGGAACGUACUCAUUAUUUCUGGUAUAUCAUGAAGAUGGCACUGCUAUUAUUCACCUCAAUAGAAAUACAAUUAUUAUAAACGCUACUUUAUAUCCAUUUGGUAAAUCAUUUCUCAGAUCUGGAAAAAUGGAAUGGAAAAAAAAUUCAAGUUUUUUAUGACCAAUUGUGUUUAAAUAUUUUGAACAAUAAAAAAUACUACAUUAUAAUCCAAUAA